Molecule: messenger RNA, 866 nt
Organism: Orbicella faveolata
Lineage: Eukaryota; Metazoa; Cnidaria; Anthozoa; Scleractinia; Merulinidae
Source: RefSeq, a predicted model, not a curated record
AUGCGCAGUUUUAUGGCAUUUACCGUGUGCUUGUGGAUGAGUUCAAGUAACACUAAAGGAACUCUUGUUAGUUACGCUCUAAGCAACAGUGACAACGAGCUGCUUGUCGAAUACGAUGGAAAUUUUGACUUUUUCAUCGGUGGCACACAAAGCACAACAUCAGUAACAGCUAACGAUGGCGAAUGGCACUACAUCUGUAUUUCGUGGGAACGCAGCUCGGGAUCAUGGAAAUUCUACAAAGAUGGCGAUCUGGAAGAAGAAGGCGACAACUUCAAGAAAGAUCACCAAGUAAGACAAGGUGGAACACUGGUGCUAGGACAAGAGCAAGACUCGGUCGGUGGUGAAUUUGAGUCUUCUCAAUCCUUCCGAGGAAUGCUAUCGCAUGUGAAUCUAUGGGAUCGUGUGCUUCCUGGUGUACAAAUACAGGAGAUGUCAAAAUCAUGUGGGCCAGAUGAUCAGUAUGAUGGAAAUGUGUACAAAUGGCUCGAUUUUCCUCGCGAGGGAGGGCCUAAGCUGGUUGAAUCACCCACAUGUAAACUAGUGGAAGCGGGUAUGUGAUGGCUUAUAGUGCUUUAGAAGAAUAUACACAAAGGGAAAUCCUCCUUAAUACUACUAUGCUUCUUUUGGCAGAACUAUCUAGACCUUAGAACUACGCAAAUACAAUGCAGGUUUUGUCUAAAUUUUCUGAGUGACUUUAACACUACAACGCUGACAGUGCGUGCACACGAGUGUUCCUUUGGGAUACUGGCAACAGAGAAGCUUUCCGUAUUCACUUGUUCAUAUUCAGUGUUAUUAAAUAUUACGUUUUGCUACAUGUAAGUGCCAUCUCUGGAAAAGCCUACUAUUAAGCUGUAUUACUCGUUGAA